CUCGGCGGGGCGGCCCUGGCGCCCGGCUCCCGGUGCCCGGCCGGCUGGAGGAGGAGGGCGGAGACGGGCGGGCGGGAGCGGAGCGAGGGGCGCACGUCCGCCCCAGCGCUGGGAUUUCUCGGCUUGCGAGGAGAGCGGAGCAGGCGCGCGGCCCAGGCGGAGGAGCGCUGACUCUGGAGCAGCCGGAGCUGGAGGAGGAGGAGGAGGAGAGGCGGCGGGAAAGGAGGAGGAGGGGGAGAGUCGCUCCCGCCCGGCGAGCAUGGGGCGCCUGGCGCCGAGGCCUCUGCUGCUGGCGCUCCUGUCGCUGGCUCUUUGUCGAGGGCGUGUGGUGAGGGUCCCCGCGGGGAGUCUGGUGCGGGUGGUGGGCACUGAACUGGUCAUCCCCUGCAACGUCAGCGACUACGACGGCCCCAGCGAGCAGAACUUUGACUGGAGCUUCUUGGCCUCGGGCAGCAGCUUCGUGGAGCUCGCCAGCACUUGGGAGGUGGGCUUCCCCGCCCAGCUGUACCGUGAGCGCCUGCAGAGGGGUGACAUCGUGCUGCGGCGGACGGCCAACGACGCCGUGGAGCUGCACAUAAAGAACGUCCAGCCCUCAGACCAAGGCCACUACAAGUGUUCCACCCCCAGCACGGAUGCCACCGUCCAGGGCAACUAUGAGGAUACAGUGCAAGUUAAAGUGCUGCCGGAUGCUCUGCGCGUGGCCGCCGGCCCGCAGCCCUCCCCGGGCCCCAGCCUGCGCGAGGGCGAGCCCUUCGAGCUGCGCUGCUCGGCCUCCACCGCGUCGCCGCUGCACACGCACCUGGCGCUGCUUUGGGAGGUGUGGCGCGGCCCCGCCCGCCGGAGCAUCCUCUCCCUGACCCACGAGGGCAGGUUGCGGCCCGGCCCCAGCUACGAGCAGCGCUACCGCAGCGGAGACGUGCGCCUGGACACCGUGGGGAGCGACGGGUACCGCCUCUCCGUGUCCCGGGCCCUGGCCUCCGACCAGGGUUCCUACCGGUGCAUCGUCAGCGAGUGGAUCGGAGAGCAGGGUAACUGGCAAGAAAUUCAAGAAAAAGCCGUGGAUGUGGCCACCGUGGUGAUCCAGCCAACAGUUCUUCGAGCCGCUGUGGCCAGGAAUGUGUCUGUGGCUGAAGGAAAGGAGCUGGACCUGACCUGCAACAUCACAAUGGACCGAGCGGACGACGUCCGACCCACGGUGACGUGGUACUUCAGCAGGACGCCUGACAGCACCUUGCCCGGCCCCCGUGUGUUGGCUCGGCUGGACCAUGAUUCCCUGGUGCACAACUCUCCUCACAUGGCCUUGAGUCACGUGGAUGCACGCUCCUACCAUUUACUGGUUCGAGAUGUUAGCAAAGAAAAUGCUGGCUACUAUUUCUGCCACGUGGUGCUCUGGACACCCGGGCACAACAGGAGCUGGCAUAAGGUGGCAGAGGCCAUGUCGGCCCCAGCUGCUGUGGCUGUGACCUGGCGAGAACCAGACUAUCAGGUGUACCUGAAUGCUUCUAAGGUCCCUGAGUUCUCAGAUGACCUCACCGAGCUGGAAUGCCGGAUAGUGGAUGUGGAGAGCACCGAGGCGAGUGUCCGUUUCACUGUGUCCUGGUACUACAGGGUGAUCCGGCGCAGCGAUGACGUGGCGGCCAGCGAGCUCCUUGCCGUCAUGAACGGGGACUGGACACUGAAGUAUGGAGAGAGGAGCAAGCAACGGGCCCAGGACGGAGACUUCAUUUUUUCUAAGGAGCGUACAGACACGUUCAAUUUCCGAAUCCAAAGGACUACAGAGGAAGACAGGGGCAAUUAUUACUGUGUUGUGUCUGCCUGGACCAAACAGCGUAACAACAGCUGGGUGAAGAGCAAGGACGUCUUCUCCAAACCUGUCAGCAUAUUUUGGGCAUCAGAAGAUUCUGUGCUUGUGGUGAAGGCAAGGCAGCCCAAGCCUUUCUUUGCUGCCGGAAAUACAUUUGAGAUGACUUGCAAAGUGUCUUCCAAAAAUAUUAAGUCGCCACGCUACUCGGUUCUCAUCAUGGCUGAGAAGCCUGUUGGGGACCUCUCCAGUCCUAACGAAACCAAGUACAUCAUCUCCCUGGACCAGGAUUCUGUGGUGAAGCUGGAGAACUGGACAGAUGCAUCGCGGGUGGAUGGAGUUGUGUUAGAGAAAGUGCAGGAAGAUGAAUUUCGCUAUCGAAUGUACCAGACUCAGGUCUCGGAUGCAGGGCUGUACCGCUGCAUGGUGACAGCCUGGUCUCCUGUUAGGGGCAGCCUGUGGCGAGAAGCAGCAACCAGUCUCUCCAAUCCUAUUGAGAUAGACUUCCAAACCUCAGGUGAGCAGGGAACCGUGUUGAAUCCUAGAUUGAGCUGGAAGGGACCCUAG
Messenger RNA from Physeter macrocephalus (sperm whale), 2368 nucleotides. RefSeq names its product prostaglandin F2 receptor inhibitor (gene PTGFRN). The record is from RefSeq and is a predicted model, not a curated record. Lineage: Eukaryota; Metazoa; Chordata; Mammalia; Artiodactyla; Physeteridae. Gene Ontology annotation, cellular component: membrane. The coding region runs from base 260 to 2368 and encodes 702 amino acids. The transcript is spliced from 6 exons.